UACAAAACUGCCACACCACUCGGUAUCUCUUCGAUCGGCAUCGCAGCAUGAUCCACUUUUUCGGUUCUUCCACUCCUUCCUCAUGCCCGUCCUCUCCUUCAGGCGAUGUCGCGUCGCGGCUCACAUAUAGUGGUCGCCGCCCCGCCGCCACCGCCCGUCCGACGGCAAGCCAUGGCGUCGCUGCUGCUGCGCAAGGUGUCGGGCUCCGUGCCGCGCCGCACGACCCGGACGCCUCCUCAUCGUCCUACCAUGUGGCGCCUUCAGGGACCUCUGCGACCACGUAUGGAGGCGAAGGUGGAGAUCGUGAUGCAGGAGGAGGAGCUCGGGGAGAGGUGGAGGCGGCCGUGGGGCAGCUCCAGGCCUCCACGCUCGUCGUCGGUCUCCAAUCGGACUCCAUGACAAGAGCUUCCUCUACGUGUCGUUGAGCCCGUGCGCCGACAUGAGCCACCUCGGGUGCCGAGUGCUCGCCGUUCGGCUGCACGCCAUGGCACGACACGGGGCGGUGGAGCCCAAGCUCACAUAGGUUAAUACCAUACGAGUGCAGUAACUACUCCGGAGCGCUGACAAAAUGCUGAAUUUUCUGACACUAAUUGAGGAUCUUGCUCUAAUCCUCUGAAUGAUCGUAAGUGAUAUGAUAGCUUUGCAGCAUCUUGCCACCCAUGAUCCUGAUCCCUAUCUUCACGGUGCUGCUGGGCGUGAUCUGGAGGAGGUCAUCAUCAAAGAGGGUGGAAUUAGUGGGCGACAACAUCCGCCCAGCCGUCCUCUGCUUAGCUAGGCUUGUACAGACACAUUUUUUUUUCUUUUAUCAUAUCUUAGUAAGAGAAUGGACACACCAAGCCGUGUGGUGCAGGAUGCUUGUUGCUCAUUUUUUUGCCAGAUGCACACUCAUAAUUUGUCAUGAUGC
Molecule: messenger RNA, 904 nt
Organism: Triticum dicoccoides
Lineage: Eukaryota; Viridiplantae; Streptophyta; Magnoliopsida; Poales; Poaceae
Exons: 2
Coding region: 48-425 (125 amino acids)
Source: RefSeq, a predicted model, not a curated record